AUGGUGACGUGGGGUAAGCGCCGGCAGGUUCGGUACCUGCGCAGGCACGAGCCUUCACCGAGCUCUAGUACUGACGAAGAAGAAGAGAAGGGGAAGGAGCUAACAGAGCUAGAGGAAAAUGGUGAUGAUUUCUAUGUGGAUGAUGAGAAAGCAAUAACUGUGAUAGAGGAAGAUGAUGAUAUUGAAGAAGAAGAAGAAGAUGUGAAAACAGAGGACGAGGCUCCUCCUGUUGUGCCCUGGAAGAUGAACCUUAGGAGUAGGAAGAGGAAGCGCCAAGAUCACCAUAGAAGGCCCAAGAAAACCACAAAUAAAUCAAAAUCUAUAACAAAACGUCAAAAGCAGAAUCAAGUUGUAGCAGUUCCCGAUCGGAGUAACAAGAAAUUGGUAAAACACACAGUGGCAAGAUGGUCUGCAGGGAGGUACAAGGCUGCAGAAGAAAACAUGCUGAGGGUGAUGAAGGCCAAGGGUGCUAAAUUUGGGAGCCCAAUGCUGAGGCCAGCGCUGAGGUCUGAGGCAAGGAAGCUGAUUGGGGAUACGGGUUUGUUGGACCAUUUGCUCAAACACAUGGCGGGCAAGGUGGCGCCAGGUGGAGCCGAGAGGUUUAGGCGGCGCCACAACGCAGAUGGAGCCAUGGAGUAUUGGCUGGAGAAUGCUGAUCUGUUUGAUAUCAGAAAACAAGCUGGGGUUGAAGACCCUUAUUGGACCCCACCACCUGGGUGGGAGCCUGGUCAUGAUCCCACUCGAGACCCCAUUUGUAUCAAAGAGAUUCAUGAGCUCAAGGAAGAGAUAACCAAGAUAAAAAGGGUGCUUCAUGUGUCCAGGAAUAAAGAAGAUAAUCUAGCUAUAGUGACCACGUCAAAUUCUUGUUUGACAAGUCUUGACUGGGAACAUGAUGGUUCAUUGAUCCACCAAAAGGAGUAUGCAGUACUGCUAACAAUGCAGCAAAAUAAGAUUAGAGAACAACUUAUGGAAAUGUCUCAAUCUCUGUCUCAAAUGGAGGAGGAGCAUGCAGAGCAAAUCGUUAAGAAAACUAAGAUGGAAGAACAACUAAUGGAUGUUUCUCAAUCUUUGUCUGAAAUGAAGGAACAAAUUGGGAUCCUGAAAUCAAGCAGGGAAGAACCACUAAGUAUCUCAGAUGCAGCACGGCCAUCAGACACUGAUCAAAGAGCAGCGACAAAAUCAAAGGGUGGGGAGCAAGAAGAAGAAGAAGAUAAGCUUGAAGGAGGAGACAAUAAUGCAGCAGCCACAGCAACUCACGAGGACAAGGCAGCCAAAAUACAGAGACUGAGGAGUGGUUUCAGGAUAUGCAGGCCACAAGGGUCCUUUCUGUGGCCAAACAUGGGCAUUUCUACCCCACCCUCAGCCUCCUCAUCCUCAGCCACCCACUUCAUCCCUAUACCUCCUCAGCCUCAGUCUGGGUCUCCUGUCAAGCCUGUAGCUGAGAGGCGCCCAGUCAACACCGCCACUUUAUGCAAAGUGAGCUAUAAACCCUCUGCCUCUCCUAUUUUUCUUCCACCUGGGCCCCCCUCCAAGAGAAGUGUCACCGUCACCAACACCCUCCUCAUCAACCUUAAUGAGCUCCCCAACUCUAACCCUAAUAACGUCCAAAACGCCUCUGAAACUAGCACUGCAUUGUCUAGGACCCUCACCUACCAGAGAAGACACCAUCAUCAUCAAUAUCCACGUAUGUUGAAGGCUAAGACAGAGGACGGGGAAGAUGGAAAUGCAAGCAAUGAGUCUUCUAAGCAGCAGCAGCAUGAUGAGCCGACAAGGUGGUGCUCUUCUUCAUCUCCUUCUACUACUGCCAGUGCCACGUGGAUGGGACAGAAAUGGUGGCUUGAUAUGGCAACUCCUAGCCCUUCUGUGGACAACUCUACCAAGGGUUGA
Molecule: messenger RNA, 1887 nt
Organism: Prunus armeniaca (apricot)
Lineage: Eukaryota; Viridiplantae; Streptophyta; Magnoliopsida; Rosales; Rosaceae
Source: the annotation of a GenBank genome assembly